CUUUCUCAAACCCUUCAAUCCCAUUUCACUCCCCUCUCCCGCCAUGUCCGCGCCGGAAUCCACCACGACGACGAAUCGACGAUCGAAGAUUAAACUCGCCGCGGCCCAGAUCGCGCCGUGCUUUCUCAAAAAGACAGAGUCUACGAAACGUGUCUGCCAAUGGAUCCGGGAGGCAGGGAAACAGGAAGCCGGCGUGGUGGGCUUUCCCGAGACGAUCAUCCCCGGCUACCCUGCGUGGCUGGGUCAUGUACCGCUGGACGAUGCGCGCACGAUGCAGAACUACCAGAGGCUCUUCCACAACUCCAUUGCCAUACCCGGGCCGGAGACCGAGCUGAUCGGCGAGGCCUGUCGGGACGCGGCCGUGUACGCCGUUGUUGGGUGCAGCGAAAAGCGGGACAACACGACCGGGACUCUCUGGAACACGCAGAUGAUAUUCGGGCCCAACGGCGACCUCCUCCUCAAGCACCAGAAGUACGUUCCGACCGUCUUCGAGAAGCUGGUCCACGCGCCCGGAACGACGGGGGCGCAUGCGUCCGUUCAGACCGACUUCGGCGUCCUAUCCACCCUGAUAUGCGGGGAGAACUCGAACCCGCUUGCCGCGUAUAACCUGGCUUGCGAGAGUGCGACGGUCCAUGUGGCAUCCUGGCCGCCUUACUAUCCGGGCCCCUGGUCUCUGGAUCACUGCAGCCGCGUCUCAAGUCAGGGUUUGGCUUACACUCUCAAGGCGUUUGUCAUCAACGCGUGCGCAGCGAUCCAAGAUGACUUCGUCGAGGUCUGCGUCUGUAAGCCGGGCGAUCAACGACAGCUGGACCGCGAGAGAAGCGUUGGGAAAUCUUCCAUCGUCAAUCCCAUGGGGGAAGUGGUAGCGGAGCUCACGGAGGGAGGUAAAGGAUUACCUUUCGCCGAGGCGGACCUGGAAGAGACCACUGUCGCCAAAUUCACCCACGACUAUGGCGGGCAUUAUAAUCGUCCUGAGCUGUUCACUCACUUACUGUCUGCGUAGGGUACUUUCCUGCGGGUACAGGUAUGGUGCCGAAACCAUCCUUCUAAUGGUAGGCGACAGUAACCAGAUAUUCGUGGUCGGUGGUAGUGUCAGCUGCACGUUCGCAUUACCGCUUCACACGACUGAUGCUGGAAGUGGGAUUUCUCGGCAUGACUAGUUGCUGCCUUAAAAUCACCGCUGUUCAUGCUCCUUGUAUGUAGCCUUGUCUCUACAGGAUGCUCUUCAUUUCUAUUCUUGUUGCCCGUGGGCUAGACUGCAAAGCUUUGUCAGAAUUGACAAGUGGGCCUUUCCUCCAGCUUCAGGUACAAAUUGAACAGAGUCCCC
This is a messenger RNA of Aspergillus steynii IBT 23096, 1327 nucleotides long. Its product is annotated as nitrilase/cyanide hydratase and apolipo protein N-acyltransferase. Gene Ontology annotation, molecular function: catalytic activity. Lineage: Eukaryota; Fungi; Ascomycota; Eurotiomycetes; Eurotiales; Aspergillaceae. The record is from RefSeq and is a predicted model, not a curated record. The transcript has a single exon. Bases 44 to 1003 code for a protein of 319 amino acids.